AGAAGCUAAAAGAGGCCCUUUCUUCUGAACAGAGUAAGACUGCUGAUGUCUCCCGGGCACUGGAGGAGGAAAAGUUACGCCUGGUCUUUCUGCAGAGGGAACUGGACAAGGAAAGGGAAAACACGAGCGGGGCUGUUCAGGAGAAGGACAUCAAACUACAGGAGCUGAUGGUCAAGCUGGACAAAGAGACCACAAGAGCGGACACCAUGACUGCUGCGCUGGAGAGACAACAGAAUGUGGCCAAACAGCUGCAGUGGUCUCUGGACGAGCUCAAACAGACCAGGGCUGACUUAGAGAGAAGAAAAGAGGCUUCUGUCAGUGAGCUGCAGUCCCUCCUGGAUGCUGAGAAAGAACAUUCCCUGGACCUGAAGAAAACCCUGGAUCGAGAACGGCAGGUAGCGGCCAGCCUGAGACAGUCCAUCACUAAAGAAAGGGCCAAGAUGUCAGAGGAGUUGGAGAGGGAGAGAAGUCUUCGCAACCAGUUGAAAAAUACUGUGGAAAAAAUGGAGAAACAAAGCCAAGAAGCUACAACUUCCCUACAACAGGAGAAACACCACAGUGCCCAGCUGAAGGCAGACCGUGACAGUCUACAGGCCAGGUUAACUGUGCUGACUGACAGGGAAGCUGCCAGUGACAGGCAAAAACACAAAGACAAGCAGUCCCUGCUCCAGAAAGAAAAAGAGAUACAGCAGCAGCAGAGGAAGAUUGCUGAACUCCAACAACAACAGAAGUCCCAGGUGAAUAAGCUGAGUGGUGAGGACAAUACAACUGGAGCAGAUCAGGAAACCAGAGGUGUCUCACAGCAGCAUGGCCAUUCCUACUCCCCUGAGGCCCUGACCAGACACAGACACCAGCUAGAGUCUCUGUGUCAGUCCCUCCAGCUCCAACUGCUCAGGCUGAAGGAGACAUUACCAACUCAGGCCUGGAGUGCUGCUGCUGAUGCAGAAUUGAGUAAGAUUAAAGAGAUCCAACAAGCAGUUAAGAACCUGUCUACUGAGCUGCAACAUAUGAACGGUGCAAAUUUGUCUGCCUCAGAACUGACUGCUGGACCAUCUGUGAAUGAGAAAAUACUUCAACAGAACACAGAGCUGACCAGUUUUGUCGCAAGACUCAGUCAGGAAAAAGCCGAGCUGAGAAAUGCCCUGGCUGAUCUGGAGGAACAAGUCUGGAUGUACAGACAGAAGGACAUCACAGCUGAGCAGACAUCUGUACCACAGAAGGCCAUGCCGGCUGCAGGCCCUGGCUGGCAGCAGGAGAAGGCAGAGUUACUGUUGUCCCUGCAGCAGGCUCAGCAGGAAGUGGCUCGCCUCAGGUCUGAAGGCAGACAGCUGGUACAGGACAUACAGGCUGAACCUCACCAGGCAGACCCUGCAGCCGAUCAUGUCAAGAUGCAGCACAUGUACGGGCGCUACCUGCGUGCUGAAAGUUUCCGUAAGGCUCUUGUUUACCAGAAGAAAUACCUCCUGCUGCUGCUGGGAGGGUUUCAGGACUGUGAAGAGGCAACCCUCGCUCUGAUCGCCAAGAUGGGCGCCUACCCGUCAUCAGCUGACAUCCAGAGGAGAUCACGACAUUCCAAGGCAUUCACCAGGUUCCGCUCGGCUGCCUGUGUCAUCAUAGCUGUGGGCAGGUUACAGUUCCUUGUGCAGAAGUGGAAACGUGCCACCAGGAUUGGUUCCCCCAUUCUGAACAAGACCAUGGCUCGUGGUAAAGAUGGUGGACAGCAUAGUAGAAGUCUGUCUGCAAAUGGUGAACAGUAUAACAGAAGUGACAGACAGCACUACAGCACUGUACCUCAAGAAGAUGCACAGCGCCACAUUAGGCUGUCCCCAGGACAGCACAGCAGAAACCUGUUGCCGAGUGAUAGACAGCACCAGAGCAGACAGCCUGCUGGUAGUCGGUAUCAGCCCAGUGUACAGCCUGGACAGGGAGACCAUCCCUACAGUCUGCCUGGUACUCACCAACACCGGCUUAGUCCAUCUCCUACUCACGCUGGGUCAAACCUACGCUUCGGUGUCACACGUUACUCACCUCCCAGGCCACAUCUUGCCCGCCAGUCUCCCAAGUCAGCUGACAGGACUGAUGACGUCUCACUCACAGACUACAUCCACAGACUGGAGUCCCUGCAGCGCAGACUGGGAAACCCACCCACCGAUGGGUCCAGGGAAUGAAGCUGUCCAAGUGUGAAAUACUACAUCUACAUCUAGGUGAUCAUCAGUUAUCCAAUUGUUGCACCCCAGCCAGACCAAGGUUUCACUGUUGUGAUGAACUGUGACUGAUAGGAUGUCAGUAGUUUUCAUUAUCAAAAUUUAAUCCAUCUUUAGUCUUAGGUCAUGAUCAAUCUGAAAUCCAAGAAGCACUGUCAGACAGUUAUUUGAUUAUUUCAAGUCCUCUAUACAUAAGAACUUAUAUAUAUAAUUUAGAGAUUUGCGUGAAUGAUUGUGUAGUGUACAAUACGUUGUACAUACAUUGUAUGCAUGUAAGUUAAACAUACAAGUAGGAGCUCAAAUUCAAUGGUUUGGGCAUUUCUCUCUUACAAUUAUUUUCAUUUAAUAUCAUAAUUUACUGGGGUUUUUUUGGUGCAUUAUCAUGACAAACUUCCUGGUUUGAGACCUUUAAUUUGAUUCAUUUUACUGAAAUGUGAUUACUGGUUUAUACAUACAUGUACUACAUGUAGUUGCAACAUUCCAUUAUUUGGCAAACAUCUACAUCUACAUUGUAUGUUAGCAGAAAUUUUGGCAAUGUGCCUAAGUAUGUGUCAGUUAUACCAGUAAUGGAACUCUGACUUGUAGAAAUCCCAUAUUUGUGCACCAGGCAUCAAGUUGUAAUAUUAUGUUACUUAUUAAGUUUGUAUAUUCUGAACUAAGAAACAUUGUUAGGAAUUUACUGUAACAGUUGCAAGUUUCUUCACAUU
Messenger RNA from Branchiostoma belcheri (Belcher's lancelet), 2911 nucleotides. Its product is annotated as A-kinase anchor protein 9-like. The transcript is spliced from 15 exons. The record is from RefSeq and is a predicted model, not a curated record. NCBI's taxonomy places the organism in Eukaryota, Metazoa, Chordata, Leptocardii, Amphioxiformes, Branchiostomatidae. Gene Ontology annotation, biological process: signal transduction. Gene Ontology annotation, molecular function: molecular adaptor activity. Bases 168 to 2168 code for a protein of 666 amino acids.